Messenger RNA from Oikopleura dioica, 960 nucleotides. The record is from the annotation of a GenBank genome assembly. Lineage: Eukaryota; Metazoa; Chordata; Appendicularia; Copelata; Oikopleuridae.
AUGCUCAUUGUCGAGAACACAGCAGCUUCGGAAAAAGAAGAGCUCAGAACUCAGAUUCGCCCGAAACUUGCAAUGAUUCUCUCACGAAUGUCUUCCGUCGAAAUGUCAGUUUGCCGCCUCUUCCGAAGAUGGAUCGGAAGUCAUUACUUUUCAUUCCAAAUUGAUCCGCUUCUUUCGGACUUGUUGGUUUAUUCGGCGCUGAGGCACGACGCUGCUGGGCCACCUGGAAGCUUGAGAAAUGGAUUUUAUCGGCUCAUGAUCUUUUUAUCAACAUUUGACUUCAUUGACGAACCAAUUUUCAUCACUGGCGGCGUGGGAGAAGCAUCAGAAGAAGAAACAGAGAACGAAGAGCUCAACCAAAACUCUCUCCGCGAGUAUUUUAUGGAAAACCGCUCGACGAUCUUCGCAAAAAACGGAAUUAUUAUCUCAAGCAAGGCGGAUCAGAAUAGAAGUUUGAUUACACAAGAAGGUCCAUCGAAUGCGGUCGUCAAAAAAUUACAGAUGUUGGCGCUUGCUUCAAGAAAAAAGAUGGAAUCAGAUGUAUCCGCAAUGAAAUGUCAAGAUCUCUCCUCCCUCUUCAUCGGCUCAACAAAAUGGUUCGACGUUUUAGUAAAUUUGAAGCCAAUGAAGGAAGCUAAACUCAAGACCGCUGCGGAAACAUCAAAGAACAAGCACCGACUGGAAAUACCCGACUGGUCGCCAGUAAAACUCGUCUUUGACACCUAUUCUAGGGCACUCGGCCACAGCGCGCUUUUCUUUGCAGACGAACAUAAUCAGAAAGUAUUAGGUGUCAAGUUCCGAAAUGUUGGAGAACUCAAAGGACUGCAAGGAGAAUGUUUAGGUGGAAUGGCUCGAGAUGAGCUUUCAAAAAUGUAUUUGAACAAGGUUGGACUCGUGAAUGACAUGAAGAUUCUCGCUGAAAACGCGAUUGAGUCAAUUUCUGUGCAGAAGGAUAUUUGA